CGACCUUGCAUUCGGAUUAUAGAUCCAUCUGUCUUCAGUAGUAUCGCAAAAUCAUCACCUCUGAAUUAUUCAAUCAAUCGAGAUCAGUCUAGUUCCUCAAUACCAUUUUCAUCUGAUACGAGAUGUGAGAAGAAUCAAAUACACCCGAGUUCCCGAUUUGAAAGGUGUAACAAUCACGGAGGAAAGUUCAGACUGUCGUCUGUUUCAGCAUUGAAAAAUCGCGGUCUGUCGACGUCAGCGCUUCUGAAUACUUAGUUCGUCGCCUAGAUGGCCUUCAGCUCGUUCUUCGAGGCCGGCCAGUAUUUUUGCUGAGCUCAAUCGUUGUUUACAUCCCGAAGCCGCUGUCCGUCCAGCGAUCCGGGGAGAGAGCGGAGAGGAGCGGCGAAAGAAAAUUUCUUGUGAAAUUCGUCGCGCUGGCCCCCCUACGGCACUAUCAGUCUCCCAUCAGUGAUUCCUGAUCGCUUGAACAGUGCAGAUAACCGUGGUAAACGUGAGGCCGUGAUGAAGGUAACCGUGACCACGCUCAGCGACGAUAUCUUCGUCCUGGACGUCAGCGAGGACCUGGAGCUGGAGAACUUCAAAGCGUUCUGCGAGAUCGAGAGCGGUGUACCGGCUCACGAGAUCGUGAUCGCUUUCAAUGGCCUGCCUCUGAUGGACGAUAAGAAGUCCCUUAAGGAUUACGGGAUCCGGGACGGUGACGCGGUGAUCCUCCAGCACAUGCACCAGAGCGGCACCGACAUGAACCUUCACCCCUUUAACGGAGCUAUUCCCAUGUUGGACUGCAGUUCCAUCAGAGUACCAGGGGUAUCAUCAAAUAAUGCUGCCAGAGUACAGACUCCCAGGAGCGAUGAUAAUCCAGCUAGGAUACGGGACAUGUUCCUGGCUAAUCCAGAUCAGCUAGCAUUGCUGGAACAGAAUAAUCCUAGACUGGCUGACGCAUUGUUGUCAGGGAAUCUAGACAGAUUCUCUACUAUACUUAGAGAGCAAAUUAAAGCUAGGGAAGAACGUCAGGCUCAAAGAUUGAGGAUGAUGAAUGCAGAUCCAUUCGACACUGAAGCUCAAAGACUUAUAGCUGAGGAAAUAAGAGAGAAGAAUAUUGAGGCCAACAUGGAGGCUGCUAUGGAAUAUAACCCUGAGACGUUCGGAACAGUUGUUAUGUUGUACAUUAAUUGUAAAGUCAAUGGAUUCCCUGUUAAAGCGUUUAUCGAUUCAGGUGCGCAGACCACCAUCAUGUCUGCCGCCUGCGCUGAAAGGUGCCACAUCAUGAGACUCGUGGACACCAGGUGGGCUGGUGUAGCUAAGGGUGUUGGAGUCCAGUGCAUCAUUGGUCGCAUACACAUGGUACAAAUUCAAAUUGGCAAUGAUCAUCUGACAACAUCGUUCAGCGUCCUGGAAGAGCAACCUAUGGACAUGUUGCUUGGUCUGGACAUGCUGAAGAGGCACCAGUGCUGCAUAGACCUUAAAAAGAAUGUCCUGAAGAUUGGUACUACUGGCACUGAGACGACGUUUUUGGCAGAGGGUGACUUGCCAGAGUGUGCAAGGCUAAGUGGCAACAACGACGAAGUGUUCGAUGACAGGGAACUUCAGAGGGCUCUGGAGGACAGUUCUAGAGAUGCAAAGAAACAACGUCAGCAGACUGACGGUCAAGGAACCAGUAACUCUAGCGAUGCACCAGCAGUGCCCUCUAAUACAACGGCGUCCGUUGAGACAAUUCUGCCAACUGAUCCGUUCACAGAGGAGACGGUGAUAGAGCUCGAGGCGCUGGGUUUCACGAGAGUUCAAGUGAUCGCUGAGUUGCGUAGACUUAACGGCGACAAAGCUCAAGCACUCGCCGCGUUGUUCGCGAAAUCCUUGAAGUUUUAAAAUCGACGAUGAGUCAGGGAACUAUUUUUAACUCGGGGCAAAGAUGCUAAUGGAACGGGAGGAUUUGUACUUCAUUUUUUUCGUAGUGACUUUUAUCGUCGACAAUUGUACAUUCGAUGCACCGGGUGACCAACGAUGCUCAGAUUCAAUUAGGUUUCAAAAUGCAGCGAUGCAUCAUGUGUAUACAAUUUCUCCCUUGUUACAUGCGCAGAUAUGGUAAGGACUGGCCUUGUGUGCUCCGCUAUCUAAAUAUGAUUAUCGCAAUACACAUAAUUUUAAGGGCAGCGUAAGGAAAAUUAAAGUGGAUAAAAGAAAUAGUAAUACAUUCGAAUGUUCCGUUCGUGGGUACGUGGUAGAUCGAAGCAAGUGAAAUUUUGUACUAGAUCCAUUCCGGAAAUGGAGGGUAGGGGUGUUUUGUUUCGCGAACGUUGCGGACUGAAGAAUUAGUGCCUCCAUAAUUUAUUGAAAAUUUGCCGGACCAAAGGUUCUGUGAGUUCGUUCUUCUUAUUACCUUCUGCGAGGUGACCGUACCCACUUAACAUCAUUGAACCUACACGAUGGACAUGCAUUUUGUACUGUUAAUAACGAUUUAGGGUACUUGGUAAUUUUCUGUAUUUUCUUUAUUGCAUAUUAAAAGAUGAAAAAUUCGAAGAAGAA
Molecule: messenger RNA, 2520 nt
Organism: Nomia melanderi (Alkali bee)
Lineage: Eukaryota; Metazoa; Arthropoda; Insecta; Hymenoptera; Halictidae
Gene: rngo
Product: DNA damage inducible 1 homolog rngo
Biological process (GO): proteolysis
Molecular function (GO): aspartic-type endopeptidase activity; protein binding
Source: RefSeq, a predicted model, not a curated record